UGGGUUGCUCUGAACUCGGACGGAUCGGUGAUCAAUGGCCAAGCAGCAGCGGGAGGGGUUCUAAGGGACGAGAAUGGGCGGCUAGUCAGAGCAUUUUCGAUGAAGUUGGGCGAGGCUUCCAUUAAGAGAGCUGAACUGGAGGGUUUAGUGAAGGGAUUACAAGUAGCAUGGAACGAGGGACUCAGAUGCAUCAUGGUACAAACGGACUCGCAAACUGCCAUCAAGCUCAUUAAGGAAUCCGAUAACCGACAUCCUCACUUCCUCUUGGUGCAAGAAGCACGUCGUUUGCUGGCACUCAAUUGGCAGGUUCAGCUGUUACAUAUCUACAGAGAGGGCAACUUCAUUGCCGACUACUUGGCCUCGGCAGGCCAUAAACUCCUACAGGGAUUCCAUUUCCUUGAAGAGCCGGACCCAACGUUAAAUUACUGGAUGUAUUUCGAUUUUAUUGGGGUGGAAACGCCCCGUAUGGUUGUUAGUUGA
This is a messenger RNA of Linum tenue, 480 nucleotides long. NCBI's taxonomy places the organism in Eukaryota, Viridiplantae, Streptophyta, Magnoliopsida, Malpighiales, Linaceae. The record is from the annotation of a GenBank genome assembly.